AAAAAAAACCGCGCCACCAUGGAACAAUUGCUCUUUUUCGUGAAUUACGCCCGCAAGCAUCCGGAAAUGUUGACAUCUAAAUUUGGAAGUGUGAGCGAUUUAUGGGAAACAUUGGCGUUACAAUUAAAUUCAAUGGAUGGCGCAAAACGGACGGCUGAGAAAUGGAAGGAAACCAUGAGUACGUGGAGAAGCCAAUUGAAAUGUCGAGCACGGCGUGGACGAAGUAGUGGCGUACCAGAGUAUGAUCAGUUCGCUUUUGCAGACGAAGAAGAUGCUAGCCAACCGCCUAAACAAUUUAAAGAAACACCAGGAAAUGAGAGUGAGACUGAGAUCAUUACGGAACCUGAAAUAAAGAUAGAAAUUAAAUCAGAAAUAGACGACGAAAACUCAACCAACAUGAAUGAGGCUCGCUCAUUUACUCCAGAAGAGAAUUCCGAAACAGAAGUCACACUAGAUUUUGAAGAAGAGCUUUAUAUAAAAACUGAGGGCGACGAAGAUGCAACCAUUCUGGAAAGUACAUCCACUGAAUUGCUUGAUUUUCCAACAUUGGGCUUUCCGCAAACUUCGCGGUCAGACCAUUUUGUUAUUUCUCGCUCAACAACUACAAAUACCUCAAUGAAAUUCACAGAGACCAGCAAUAACGGAAGUAUCCAACUUAUUUCGCGCGCCUCAAUUGCGGAUGAAUCCAAGAACUCGUCGGAAGAAGCGGCUAUAAAUAGAUGCGACGGUAUUCUUCCACAUCCCAUAGAAGUAAUGGAGGAGCCUUCCAAUAAGAACAGGGACACAUCUCUUGUUUGUCACCCAACAACAGCAUCCAUGGACAAGGCUUCACAAGGCUUGGAUGAGAUGAGUAUACAAAAAAAAAUUGUCCCUCCAGGUUCACAUCCACCUGCGGGCAAUAGGUUAAAAGUUAUCCAAUUGGAUAAUGGACUAUUAAAAAUAAUUGGAGCACCACGAGAAAAAACUACAUUGGAUACUCGACGGAUACAAAUAGUUGGAGCACCACAAGAAAAAACUACAUUGGACAGCGGACGGAGACAAAUAAUUGGUACUCCUCCGUUAGCAACUACUCUAGAUACCACUAGGGUACAAAUUAUUGGUGAGCCUCGACUAACCACUCCACUGGAUACACCUACGAAAGCUUCUGAACUAGUUGAAGAGGAAAUUUGUUGCACAGAAGAUUCUUUGCAACCUGCAUCAUCUUUACAUACUCCACGUGUACCUCAAGACCCGCCAAAUGUAUCGAGGAAGCGCAAGAUGACAUGUCUUAACGAAAUGUAUGAAACAGUUAUCGCAAGCAUGAAGAAACGAGAUGAGCGGGAAGAGCAAAUGUUAUCCGUUUUGCAGGGAUUGACUGUUGCGGUAACCAGGUUGGCGGAUAACGUAAAAAGAUGGGAGGAGGUGUUAUCAUCGUGUUCAAGUGAUUAGUAGAAAAAAGCUCUCAUCGAAUUGGACCAAAACGGCCUUCAUUUUGUGUGUGGCGCUCGCAAGUUGCAAAAAAUUUGAUGGAAAUCUGAAUAAAAGUAAUCAUAAAUGGCACUGAAAA
Molecule: messenger RNA, 1546 nt
Organism: Rhagoletis pomonella (apple maggot)
Lineage: Eukaryota; Metazoa; Arthropoda; Insecta; Diptera; Tephritidae
Source: RefSeq, a predicted model, not a curated record